This is a messenger RNA of Meloidogyne enterolobii, 1483 nucleotides long. NCBI's taxonomy places the organism in Eukaryota, Metazoa, Nematoda, Chromadorea, Rhabditida, Meloidogynidae. The record is from the annotation of a GenBank genome assembly.
UUUUUGGCAAAAUGCCCACACUUUUGGCAAAAUGUUCUUUGAAAUCCGGAGCAGUUCAGCACCGACACUUUUUUUUCUCAAGCACCACCCGUACCACACGUUUUUUUCAAAUUUUCUAUUCACCGUUAUUCAUCGUUUUCAAAUUUUUCAACAUCAUUUUAUGCCCUUUUUUGCUUAUUUUCUACGGCUUCCCCAUAUUCGUGGUUAAGCCAAAACGGCGCGCGGCCAUAACGGCGCAAAGCUAUAACUUGCUGGAAAAUGUCUAGCCCUGAUAAAUUUUAAUACCAAACUCCUCAGCUCGAUGAGAGGAAUCGUUUGAUACUAAAUUUGUAUUGAAUAGAAAAUCUUGAAGCAAGUUAUGGCUUUGCGCCGUUAUGGCCGCGCGCCGUUUUGGGCGUGUCCCUUUUUACGGCUCCCUCAUUUUUCGGCAAUUGGGAAAAACCCCCCACAUCAUAAAGGCAAGUUAACUAAUUUAGUCAAUAAAAAAACAUUCCCCGUUGUUGGAACAACCGAAAAAAAACAACCAAUUAAAAAAUUUUUUGCCGAAAUGUGGUGGGUUUCCCGAAAUAUGCGACACAAUUUUCAACAUUUUCCUCCUUAUUUUAGAAAAUUCAAAAUUAAAUUUUUCAAACAAAUGGCAUUUUCAACAACCUCAAAUAUUCAAUUAACUCAGGAACAAAAAGAAAGAAUCAAAGCAAAUCGAGAAGAAGCCUUAAAAAAGCGGGCGGCGGCUGAAGAAAAAUUAAAAUUGCAGCAACAACCCUCCAAACCUGUUGAAAAAGAAGAACAACAAAAUUCUAAUGAAAUUAUUAAAAAUAAAAAUUUAAUUAGUGUUGAUUUUAAAUUUUAUUUGUUGAGUUCGGAGAGAUUUAAGUUAGAAUUCCACCCAUUCGACAGUUCAAUACCUCUAAAAUUGAAAGAAAUUCCUUCAAGAAAUUAUGACUCAGCAAACAAAAUUUGGAAUUUUUUGUUGAAAGAUUAUGAAGUGGUCAAAAAUAAAUUGAAUCAAUUACGUUCAAAAAAUGUUUUGGCUAAAUUUGAUGAAAUUCCUCUUGGAGUUAGAAAGCUUUUUCUCGACAAAAUAUCGCCACGCAAUUUGGAGCCUUCUUCAAGUGAAUCUUCCUCUUCUUGUCUGGACAAAGCAGAUCCCAAAAUUGUUGAGACUCUUUUUCCUUUUCAACGUUCAGGCGUCAGUUUUGGAAUUCGUCGAGGUGGUCGUUUGCUAAUUGCUGAUGAAAUGGGUCUCGGCAAAACUGUUCAGGCAUUGGCUAUUGCUUCUGCUUUCAGGGGUGAAUGGCCUCUAUUAAUUAUUUGCCCUUCUUCUGUCAAAUAUAUGUGGUAUAGACAAAUUAAAAGGUUUUUGCCUUCUGCACGUCCCUGUUUGGUGGAAAAAGCAAAAGAUGAUCUUCCACGUUCUAGAUGUACAAAUCUUGUUAUUGUGGGUAUUUUUAAAGAUUUUUCAGUUGGAAUAAAGGGGGUAUGA